AUGAGUGACGGCCGCAAACGAUUGAGUGGAGCCAAGUAUAAGGCACUCGCUGAGGAAAAGCGGAGGAAGCUUCAUUCAGUUUUGGACAAAACACGAAACUUAAAAGACUAUUUUUUAAUUAAACCUACAAAUUCCAGAGAGCAUACACAUGAUUCGGAAACAGAUGUUGUUACUGCUGUAGCUGUAACGCCUGUACCUACAACACCUGAUAACGAGGAUGAGAUGGAAACAGAGACAACGGUUAUCAGUAACGACCCCGCCGAAUGGAAGAUCAACGAUGCCACUAUCGACUAUUUUUCGUCCUUACCAAAUGAAAUAUGCCAAAAUACAGAUGAGGAUUUUUCACUUACAAAAAUUGUUACUGGUAAUAGGACACGGUAUCUUACUAAGAAUGUUUUCCGUCGGAAACUUGCCAAUGGGGAAGAACAACCAUGUAAAUAUUUAAUAUAUUCAUCUUCAAAGAAGUCGCUAUUUUGCAUCCCAUGUCGUCUUUUCGGAGGAAAUUCAAAAAUGGCCACUGAUGGCAUAAAUGAUUGGAGUAAUGUAAAUAAAAUUUUGAAUUCACAUGAAAACUCCCAAGAACACGCCAAAUGUCAAGUAAUCUUAUUACGACGUGAACAAAAACAAAACCAACUUGAUUCAUUUCUGUGUCAGCAAAUAAGGCGCGAAGAAGAUUACUGGCGGAACGUGUUGAAGCGGGUAGCUGCAGUGACUAAAAAAUUGGCUUGCAGAGGUCUACCGUUCAGAGGAACAGUUGAAAAAUUCGGUAAUCCAAACAACGGAAAUUUCAUGAUGUGUCUGGAGCUCUUAUCGGAAUUUAAUCCUUUCUUAGCCACGCAUAAUGAUAUAACUCAGCACGGAUAA
Messenger RNA from Ceutorhynchus assimilis (cabbage seed weevil), 864 nucleotides. Lineage: Eukaryota; Metazoa; Arthropoda; Insecta; Coleoptera; Curculionidae. The record is from the annotation of a GenBank genome assembly.